AUGUAUCCAAAAAACAAUGAGAAGGAUGGCAAACCCACCAGCCUUGACGAUCCUACGAGACCUGCAAGAUCAGAUUUGAAGUCUGUACCAUAUCUGAGUCCUCCAAGUUCACCUUCGAAGACCAAAGAAGUGGCUGGAGACGAAGCUCAGCCGGUUGAAGUCUUCAGCUCCCAUCUUCUUAGCCCUCCGUCAACCCCACCUCGACAGUCGUCAAUUUUGACGAUUCAUGAGAAGAAGGUGGAAGAGGUCAAGAUUGACGCUCCGAAGUUGAGGACUCUUCUCGGUCUCACAGAUAGAAAGUGCGGAGCUCCUGGAAGAAAAGGUUAUCCUUGUGGGCAAUGGUCGCCGGUUGCCAAGAGGCCCGCGGCCGCUUCUCAGCUUGAGUCGAUGAUAACACUCACUCAGUCCUCUGUAGAUCUCGAAGCCCAGUUGGAGAAGCUUGUUAGCCUUGUGCACUGCAAAUUUCACGAUGUUGGUCUUCCAAAAAAGAAUCGAAUCGAAGCCUGGACAAAGGAAUUUCCUAUUGGGGCAACCAGUGUUACAGAUCCGACCAUAUUGCUUGAAGAACAGAUCAAACAACUCCUGGCUCUCAAGUCUACCCAAUGCAUAAGAGUAGUGGAUGAUCAAAGAGCGCGGUGCAAGGAGAGUAUUGGCGGGCUGCGAGUCAAUCAUUGUGCAUUGACAAUGGAAGAGAUAUUGACUUUCAAGGCCUAUCUGAAUGACUCUCAUCUAGAAGGUCUGCUUGAAGUUCUUGAGCGGAGUAUGUACUGUUCCCAGCAUACAAAGGAGACGAUCUUGCAAAAGAUGGCAUCUUGGAAAUCGAGCAUUGCAGGGUACCUUGUCAAUUUGCCUACCCAUGGGGAACCUGAGGAGAACAAGGGCGUAUCCGAAGAUUUAAACGCCCACGACCAGUCCGAGAAGUCCUCAACCUACGCAACCGAUAGUCCUGUGUCAGAAAACCAGUCACUGCCAAUCUUUAACUUCGACCAAGACUUGAGCGCCUACUGGCCUGCAAUACACAACACCUCCCCUUUCGAGAUAGUCGAGAGCAGUGGCAGACUUAUAGACUCUAGAUCGUCAUAUCCCUUGAUCAAACGCUUAAUCAAUAAAUCACUGGUAAAAGCUGAUCUGUGUCAUGGUUAUAUCUAUAUGUAUGAGGUUGAAGGAAACCCAGGAUUUGUUAAGAUCGGUUACACGACACAACCGGUGGAAGACCGUCUUGACAAAUGGAAGUUUGAUUGCAACAGAGCCCCCAAAGCCCUAUACCCCAUUCCUCCAAACACUGUGAAAGCCGUCCCACAUGCUCGUCGUGUCGAGGCACUUUGCCACGCGGAGCUGGACCAUCGACGAAUUAGGAUCUAUUGCCACGGUUGCUUGAAGCAGCAUCUAGAAUGGUUCGAGGUUUCAUCCACAGAAGCUAUUGAGAUCAUUCAGAAAUGGAGCAAUUGGAUGAUAACAGAGCCAUACAAGAUGGGAUCGAUCAAAAUGGAGGUAACUGCCAGGACAGAGAGGAUGGACGACUUUAUGGAUGAGAUAUCAGCAGCCAGCUCAAGUGGGGUACGUGCAAGUAAUUGUGAUGUGUUGGUAUCGGAAUCUGAUGCUGGAGAUAUGGAAAGAGGUGUUACGGCUAGGGUAACCCUCUAA
Molecule: messenger RNA, 1644 nt
Organism: Fusarium poae
Lineage: Eukaryota; Fungi; Ascomycota; Sordariomycetes; Hypocreales; Nectriaceae
Exons: 1
Coding region: 1-1644 (547 amino acids)
Source: RefSeq, a predicted model, not a curated record